Penicillium cataractarum is the source of this 2199-nucleotide messenger RNA. RefSeq names its product fungal specific transcription factor domain-containing protein. Gene Ontology annotation, molecular function: zinc ion binding; DNA binding. NCBI's taxonomy places the organism in Eukaryota, Fungi, Ascomycota, Eurotiomycetes, Eurotiales, Aspergillaceae. The transcript has 4 exons. The coding region runs from base 1 to 2199 and encodes 732 amino acids. Gene Ontology annotation, biological process: DNA-templated transcription. The record is from RefSeq and is a predicted model, not a curated record.
AUGGCCAGACUGGGGCCUGCAUUCGUUUUUGCACAAAUUGACUCGACUCGAAAGGUGGAGGCGGCAAUCCUUGUAAUCGUUGCCAGCAGCGUCAGAGAAAAUGCGGAUUCGAGAGUUCAAGCCGCCGGCAAGUUCCAGGGUUACGAUAUGAUUAUUCAGAGUAAGUCUAUUCUGAACUUCUUAGUCCUCCAGACGAAAUUGGCUACUCACCUUCGUAACAGGAAUGGAGAGCCUUCGGAACGGAAUGCCACUGAGCUUCAAAUGAAGCGGAUCAUCACACACUUCCUCGGAGAUGUUUCAUUUGAACCAAGUGCUCUCCAGAAAAUUGCCGAUUCAUUAGAACAGGGACAGCAGGCACCGGAGCAACCAGAUAGUAAUUCAAACGACGCUGCUCUGGGAGAUCAUUACUCGGUCGACCUGCUUUCGACCAGCACAAUGCAUUAUUCAGGAGAGCUGUCCCAUUGGAACUUCUCUAGAAUGCUCGAGCGGCGGCUUCGAACCUUUGGGGACCAGACACGACAAACCGAGGACUCUGCCCACGCAACGGGGUUUCAUCGAGCCACCGACCUGCACUCGUCGGGCUCCAGUGUCACUCUGGCAAAGUCAUAUUUCCCCCCAAAACACAUCGCAGAAUUCCUAACAAACGCCUUUAUCAAGUUCAGCCAAACAAACUACUUUUACUUUGACGAGUCUACGUUUCGCCAAAAACUAGACUUUUACUACAGCACUCCACAUCCACCCUCGAUCAAUGAUGCCGGUUGGAUAUGUACUCUUCUCAUGACUUUCGCAAUUGGCACACAGUUUGCACAAAUGCAAGCCAAUUCAACACCUGGUAGUAUCAACUCUUCUACGGAAAGGACUCCCGAUGAUCAAAUCGGGUUGGAACUUUACCGGUUUGCAUGUCGACUCAUUCCGGAUCUCAUAACAGUUGCAAGUGUGGAGACUGUCCAGGCCUUUUUGUUGAUGGGAGUUUAUACCUUGCCGAUCGACACGGCAGGUUUGGCAUACGUAUACUACGGUUUGGCGAUCAAGAUGGCGAUUCAGAAUGGGAUGCAUCGCAAGCUACCUGAGGGUAAUUUGGCACCGGAGAUUGUCGAAGUGCGGAAUCGGCUUUGGUGGUCUGCAUACUCGUUGGAACGUCGAAUCGGUAUUCUACACGGCCGCCCUGUGUCUGUAUCUCCUGCUGAGAUCGAUGCUCCAUUGCCCACCGACCUACCCGCUCUGAGACCGAUAGGCCGAUCGACCAAUCUACCCAACUUCACCGCUGCAAUUGUCUUGACAGAUCACUUGGCAAAGGCUUCCGAAGCGAUGAAGUCACUUAGAAAUUGCCCAAAGCCCAGAAAGAAGCAAUUCCUUCGACAACUUGCUUCCACGCGCGAUCAACUCAGCUCAUGGUGGGACAGCCUUACCAGUGAGAUUCACUGCCGAGAUCUUGACGCCACAGGAGCAUUCUUCCGUUGCAAUGUGCACCUUGAGAUCUAUUACAAGACGACUUUGAUAUACAUGGGUCGCCCCUUCAUCAUAUCGCAAGUAUCUUCCGGCAUGCUUGACUCGGUGGACAGUAGCAGGACCCAUGAAGUCCCUGAUAUCGUCAACAUUCUUCGCCGCGACUCACUUCAUGCAGCGCUCAGAGUGAUUGAGCUUUGCCAACUCUUGCAAGAUACCGUUGGCCUGGCGCGUGUCUCAUACACCGAAUUCAAUGGAUGCCGCGUUGCUUUGCUGGCACUGAUUGCGCAUAGCAUCAACGGGCCGUCAAGCAAUAUAUCACGAAGCCUGAAUCAAGGCAUGGCGCUUAUUCGACAGAUCUGCACGGGGUUGGAAUCUGCACAGUCUGAGGUGGCUGUUAUCGAAGCGCUUGAACGAGCCAGGCAGCGACUGCACAAUCAUUCAGUGGCAGAGCAGAGUGGAUCUACAGAUGCUGUAACGGGCUAUGACCAGUUCAGAGAAUGGACCAAACUCUGGCAGAGUGAACCGUUGGAGGGAGGGAAUCUAGGAUUUUCAAGUGGCCUGGAGAUGUCCUUUGAUCAGCACACUCCUAAUUCUGUUCCUUCUUUUGAUGGGUUCUUCUCAUCUUUCCCGAACGAGCUCAGUGAAUUUGCUGCUAUCCCGGGGAUAUAUUACGAUCUGUCACUUGGCCAGGAGUGGAUGACUGAGCCGCAAGCUGAAGGCUCGGAGUGGUCAGUGAAUGCACCACUCUGA